AUGGCACGAACCAAGCAGACUGCUCGCAAGUCUACUGGCGGUAAAGCCCCCAGGAAGCAGCUGGCUACCAAGGCCGUCCGUAAGAGCGCCCCGGCCACCGGAGGCGUCAAGAAGCCCCACCGUUAUAGGCCUGGUACCGUGGCUCUGCGAGAGAUCCGCCAUUACCAGAAAUCCACCGAGCUGCUGAUCCGCAAGCUGCCCUUCCAGCGCCUGGUCCGCGAGAUCGCUCAGGACUUCAAGACCGACCUGCGCUUCCAGAGACAUCCAGCUGGCUCGCUGCAUCCGCGGAGAGAGAGCUUAAACUGCACGCUCUCCUACCAACAACGGCUCUUUUCAGAGCCACCUCACUCACACCAAGAGCUCGCUCCUUUAUUCUUAUUCUUAGUAUAG
Molecule: messenger RNA, 390 nt
Organism: Maylandia zebra (zebra mbuna)
Lineage: Eukaryota; Metazoa; Chordata; Actinopteri; Cichliformes; Cichlidae
Cellular component (GO): nucleosome
Molecular function (GO): DNA binding; structural constituent of chromatin; protein heterodimerization activity
Source: RefSeq, a predicted model, not a curated record